This is a messenger RNA of Phycodurus eques (leafy seadragon), 1822 nucleotides long. It is a transcript of the gene prmt6, whose product is annotated as protein arginine methyltransferase 6. Gene Ontology annotation, molecular function: protein-arginine N-methyltransferase activity. The record is from RefSeq and is a predicted model, not a curated record. Bases 35 to 1093 code for a protein of 352 amino acids. Gene Ontology annotation, biological process: peptidyl-arginine methylation. NCBI's taxonomy places the organism in Eukaryota, Metazoa, Chordata, Actinopteri, Syngnathiformes, Syngnathidae. The transcript has a single exon.
UCAAAGAGAAGCGUCCAUAUUCCAAGUGGCGAACAUGUCUCGUGUGGCGAAGAAACGAAAAUUCGAUAAAACCCGUCAGGACAGCCUCUACUUUGAUAGCUAUUCCGAUGUGACUAUACACGAAGAAAUGAUAGCGGACCAUGUACGAACCAACACGUACAGAUUGGCCAUUCUGAAGAACAGCGAAUGGAUUCGAGGGAAGGUCGUGCUGGACGUCGGGGCAGGAACCGGCGUUUUGAGCAUGUUCUGCGUCCAAGCCGGUGCAAAGAAAGUUUACGCCGUCGAAGCGUGUUCCAUUGCCGAACAAGCUGUGAAAAUAGUCCAACAGAACCACAUGGAAGACAAAAUCGAAGUCAUACGAGGGACUGUUGAGACCGUGGAGCUCCCGGAGAUGGUGGAGGUGAUAGUGAGCGAGUGGAUGGGUUAUGCGCUCCUACACGAGUCCAUGCUGAACUCGGUCCUGUACGCCCGCGACAAGUGGUUGCAAAAGCCUGCCGGGAUGAUUCUGCCCAACAAAGCCGAACUCUUCAUCACGCCCAUCCGCGAGCCGGUGGCGGAGGACCGCUUACACUUCUGGCACACCGUCAAAGACAAGUACGGCGUCGACAUGUCAUGCAUGAGCGAUUUUGCCAGGAAAUGUAUCAAGAACUCGGACAUUUCUGUCAGCCCCGUGACCGCCGAGGACGUGCUGUCUCACCCGGUCCGCUUCGCCGAGCUGGACCUGUACACCACCACAGUGGAGCAGCUGCGCUCGGUCAAGGGCCACUUCAGGUGCGAGUCUUUCGGCUCGGCUGCAGUCAACGCCUUUUGUGUCUACUUCACGGUCUCGUUCCCUUGUCCGGACAAACCGCAAGCCCUCAUUCUCUCCACGUCCCCGUUCAAACCCGAGACCCACUGGAAACAGGCGGUUUUGUACUUGGAUGAGCCCGUGGAAGUGGUGCAAGACACACUGCUGACUGGGGAGGUCAACAUGUACCCCUCGGAAGAAAGUGACAGACAUGUAUGCAUUCACCUGGAGUACACGAUUGGAAAACAAAAAACACAGUCCAAGACUUUUUCUAUCCCUGACUGGACCUCCGAAACACUAUCCUAGCCACCAUGUUCUAUUUGAUUCAGGCAUCAAGGAUGUUUUACUUAAUUCGGGACUAGUUUAUGAAAAGAUAUUUGAGCAUUUGUUCGAUAUCCUUGAUGUCCACCUACUAGUAUGCUCUUUCUCCUCAUUAGUAGGAUGACUACAUGUUACUAGUUUGUGUGCUGCUAGUAAAACAAUUCACCACGCUAGUAGAACAACUCUUCUUACUAGGAAGGGCUUUAUGGAAAGUUGUUUGAGUAUUUAUUCAAUUUGAUGUUGAAGAUCCAUUUACUAGUAAGCUUCUUGUCCUGAGUAGUAGGACAACUUUAGUGUACUAGUAGGACACCUACGUUAUUACCAUGGCAAACGACUUGAGAACUGAUUGCUGCUAGUACAGCUAAUGAGAGAAAAAUCUUCAGUCUUGUUAGUUGUCAACAUUGGGUGUAAAAUUCAAAGAGUUUUCAAAUCCAAUCAGUCUAUUGACUCGUUGCAUCAUGAUUCUAACCUUUUACAGUUAAGUGCUAUUUAAUAGAAAGAAAGACCUCCACUGGGCAACAUCUCCUAAGUGUAAAUGGAAACUUUACUUGUAGUUUCCAAUGUUUUAGGAGUGCCUCAGAAUACUCAACCGUCAAAAUUUGUUUUCAUGUUUUUGUUAUAUUAGAGUUUUGGUUUGUGAUAUUUCAGUGCAUCACAAAUAAAUCAUGUACACAUUUGAGAAAUGAAUGAAUGAGUAGAUAUUGAAUAAUUAAA